Molecule: messenger RNA, 504 nt
Organism: Fragaria vesca subsp. vesca
Lineage: Eukaryota; Viridiplantae; Streptophyta; Magnoliopsida; Rosales; Rosaceae
Exons: 2
Coding region: 32-391 (119 amino acids)
Source: RefSeq, a predicted model, not a curated record
AAAGCUAAAGCACAAAGAGCUAGCUAGAGGUAUGGAAAUGCUCAAUCUUCGUUUCAUAGCUUUAGCUGCUGUUGCUGUGUUUGGAAUUCUAUUCACUAGUGAACUUGAUGUGGUUCUGGGGCAAGCCGCUUGUCAAGGUGACAUGCAGGGUCUGAUAACGCAAUGUGAACCUUAUGUUAUGAAGGGCAGUUUGUUGCCGCCAACGGGAUCUGAAGGAUGCUGCGCUGCGAUAAAAACGUUAGACAUUCCAUGCGCGUGCCAGCACGUGACCAAGGUGGUCGAGACGGUGGUUGACAUGGGCAAGGUGGUUAAGGUCGUCAGGUCCUGCGGUAUCCCUGUUCCUGAAGGAAUGAAGUGUGGAAGUUAUACAGUUCCACCGGGAAGUCGUUAGUGAUCGUAUGUGUAUCAAAGUUAAACAGAGUGCUAGUUGAAAUAAAGACACAGAUGUUCCUGUCGAAAAAUGUAAUCUGAAAAAGUUUAUAUAAAAUCUAUGGAUUAAUCCAA